This is a messenger RNA of Xenopus tropicalis (tropical clawed frog), 2681 nucleotides long. It is a transcript of the gene sts, whose product is annotated as steroid sulfatase. The transcript has 11 exons. Bases 467 to 2209 code for a protein of 580 amino acids. NCBI's taxonomy places the organism in Eukaryota, Metazoa, Chordata, Amphibia, Anura, Pipidae. Gene Ontology annotation, cellular component: endoplasmic reticulum. The record is from RefSeq and is a predicted model, not a curated record.
CAAUCACAGCUGCCCAGACAUUAUCAGCUGAAGGCAGGAAGCAAUGUCAGAUUUGUUGCUUUGCCUUGCACUCAGUAUUCCACAUGUUCCUCAGAGCAUUUGUGGAUUUAUUAUUUAAUAUAAAAGGCAAAGCUGUUGGGGAAGGGAAAGGAAGUGCUGAAUAUAGUAACAGAACUGCAACGUUUGUGAAGUCUGCAGCUUUGUGAGAGAGCCCUACUGCUCUUGGAAUUUGUUUUAAGAGUAAUUCAACAGACCAUCGAUCCUCUUCCUUCCGUCUUCUGUCUUCGGAAUCCCGGGGCUGGCGCAUGUGCAGUAGCGUGAAAAAGCAGGGUUUUUUGUUAAAGUUUAGCUUUUCACUCUAUUGCGAAAGAAGAAGACAGAAAGACAGAAAGAAGAAGACAGAAGAAGGAAGAGGAUCACUCUGUAGCAGCUACCUAGCAGCUGGUGCAUUUUAGGUAUAAGAAAUAUGAAACCUCAGCCCUGGAUAAGAACCAUGUUCAUUCUGCAUAUUCUGCGUGCAAGUUGUGUUUACAGUUCAAGACCUAACUUUAUUCUGAUAAUGGUUGAUGAUCUUGGGAUCGGAGAUGUUGGCUGCUAUGGAAACAAAACAAUUAGAACACCUAAUAUUGACAGAUUAGCAAAAGAGGGGGUGAUGUUCACUCAGCAUUUAGCAGCUUCCCCACUUUGCACUCCGAGUCGUGCAGCAUUCAUGACUGGCAGAUAUGCAAUUAGAUCAGGCAUGGCCUCUGAGUCCAGAAUGGGAGUGUUUAUAUUUUCUGCAUCAUCUGGUGGACUGUCUACUGACGAAUUAACAUUUGCUACAGUUCUAAAGAAGGCUGGUUACUCUACAGCAAUUAUAGGAAAAUGGCACCUUGGACUGAACUGUGAAAAAAACGAUGAUUUUUGUCAUCAUCCUCUUAACCAUGGAUUUGAUUAUUUCUAUGGGAUUACAACUACAAACCUCAGGGACUGCAUCCCCGGCCAUGGAAGUGUAUUUGUUGCAGGAGCUGCAGAAUAUAUCAGGGCAAUGUUUCAGAUUUCAUCUCUAGCACUGUUCACAUUUGUUCUGAUUUCCUGCACAGGACUAGUCGCCAUUCCUUGGAAGCGCAUUUUUUACAUUGCUUCCUUUACCUCUGUUUUGUUGGGUGCUGUGAUACUCUUUUUUUGGAAUUUCCAUUACUUGAAUUGCUUUUUAAUGAGAAACUAUAAGAUUAUUCAGCAACCAUUAGUGUUUGAUAAUUUUACACAGAGAAUUACAAGAGAAGCUUUACAUUUUAUUAAGAGCAACAAAGAUACACCAUUUCUUCUAUUUAUGUCCUAUGUUCAGGUCCAUACAGCUCUAUAUGCUUCUCAGAAUUUCAAAGGUAAAAGUAGUCAUGGGAUAUAUGGCGAUGCAAUUGAAGAAGUUGACUGGAGUGUAGGAGAACUUUUGAAUGAAUUAGACAAAAGCCACCUUCAAAACCAAACAGUUGUUUACUUCACUUCUGACAAUGGUGCACAUUUAGAAGAAAUCUCAUCCUCUGGUGAAGUGCAUGGAGGCUGUAAUGGGAUCUAUAAAGGAGGAAAAUCCACCUCAUGGGAAGGAGGUAUCCGUGUUCCAGGGCUUUUCCGUUGGCCUGGUGUGUUAGAAGCUGGUACGGUUAUCAAUGAACCAACAAGCAACAUGGACAUUUUUCCCACAGUUCUUAAACUUGCUGGUUCUCCUGUUCCGCAAGACAGAAUUAUUGAUGGACAUGAUCUGAUGCCUUUGAUGCAAGGAGAAAGUAUCACAUCUGAACAGGAAUUUCUAUUCCAUUACUGUAAUGCAUAUUUAAAUGCCGUACGGUGGAACCAGAGAAACAGCUCAUCAGUCUGGAAGGUGUUCUAUUUCACUCCCAACUUUCAGCCUAAGGAUUCCAAUGGCUGUUUUGCAUCGCAUGUGUGUUUCUGCUUUGGAAGCUUUGUCACUGUCCAUGACCCACCAUUGCUGUAUGACCUGUCUAAAGACCCUGAAGAAAAAAGUCCUCUCACACCACAAACUGAACCCGAUUUUUUGAAAAUACUUGAAACCAUUCAGCAAGCAACAGAAAAUCAUAAGAAGACUCUUCAAGCGGUUGAUAAUCAGUUAUCAUGGAACAAUGUUAUUUGGAAACCCUGGCUACAAGUGUGUUGCUCAUCAUGGACUGAUUUUUGUUACUGUGACCUUGAUAAGGAUUUGAGGAUAGAAUGAGUGAGAGAUAAUGCACAUGCUCUUAAAUACUUGACUCCACUCCCCUACUCAAGAAUCAGAGUUCAGUCAUUAUUAUCCCAUGCAUCUUUUCCCUCUGAAUCACUUUAUUUUAGAUGACAGUUUGAUUUCUAAGACUCUACCUUAAACACAUAUAUUUUUGUCCUUUCUAUACUAAGUCCCACAACAUACAUCAGCUUUUGAGCAUUCCAAUCCACUUUUAUGUGUUUACCCUCAAGCGUAUUCGCUUAUAUUUUGUUAUUGUCCUUCUGUCAGAGAAAUGAUUCAAUUUGGCACAUCAUGAAGCAAAAAAUAUCUCUGCAUUGGAUAAAUGUAAUGUAAUGUUUGAAAGAAAAAUGUCAUUUUCCCUCCGCUGUACUAAACAGAAAACACAACAAAGAAUGUUAGGAAAAUGACAUUGGAAUUCGAAUAUGAUUAUAAUAAAAUGCUUAAUAAAAUCACUUCAAAAUCUCCA